CUCUCCUAUCUUUACUAUUUCUCCUUCCCUUUUCUCCUUCUUUUCCUCUCUAAUACCAAUUUCUAGCUGACAAAGCAACAGCUGCUCAAAAUUCUCCUUUUCCAGCAGUUACUCAGUUUUUUGCAUCAAAAUGAGAGAAAAUUUGACAAGGUGGCUAUACCAGGCAAUGGGAUUCCAGAAUGGGCUGGCUAAGACUCAAAGAAUUGAGUCCAUUUCAAAAGCUACUAAGCUUAACAAAACGGAGCCCAAUAAGGAUUACACUGCAGGGGAACCAAAGCCUGAUCAGGCCGUUUAUGCUGAUGUCAAAUACAUUUCUUGGUUGAAAGAGCACCCUUCAGCACUGAGCUCCUUCCAAGUGAUGAUGAGUGCAGCAAAAGGAAAACAUGUUGCCGUGUUUUUAGAUUAUGAUGGGACUCUUUCGCCAAUUGUGAAUGAUCCUGACCGUGCCUUCAUGUCUAAUCGGAUGCGUUCGGCUGUAGGUGAUGUUGCAAAGCUCUAUCCGACCGCUAUCAUAAGUGGAAGAAGUCGACAGAAGGUUUAUGGUUUUGUAAAGUUGGAUGAGGUAUUCUAUGCGGGGAGCCAUGGCAUGGACAUAAUGGGACCUGCUAUUCAAGCCAGUUCUUAUGAUGGAAAGUACCAAAGCAAGACCCUUGAUAAAAAGGGAAAUGAACUCACCGUUUUCCAGCCUGCUCAGGACUUUCUGCCUUCAAUUGAAAAGAUGUUGAAUGAGUUGGAGGAAACAACUUCGGAGAUAAAUGGUGCUCUAGUGGAGGACAACAGGUUCUGCAUCUCUGUACAUUAUCGGCAUGUCUUACAAGAGGAUUUUGGAUUGCUGGAAAAGAAAGUUCAAGCUGUAGUUGCAAAGUACUCUGGUUUUCAUCUUACAAGGGGUAAGAAAGUUAUGGAAAUACGGCCAUCCAUAAAGUGGAACAAAGGGGAUGCUCUGUUGUACUUGCUGGAAACUCUAGGAUUCACGAACUCAAGUGAUGUUCUCCCUAUUUACAUUGGGGAUGACAGAACUGACGAAGAUGCUUUUAAGGUGCUCAAGAGUAGAGGACAAGGGUACCCUAUUAUAGUGUCUAGUAAUCCAAGGGAGACUUUGGCUUCUUACUCUCUUCGCGAUCCAUCAGAAGUGUUAUCUUUUCUGAUACGGCUGGCCAGAUGGGGCAAGCUAUGCUCUGUGUAGAUUGCUUAACAAGUGGAGCUGUGACGGAUAGGUUAAUUAUAUCCAAUGUACAGUUUAUAUAUAUAUAUAUAUGUGUGUGUGUGUGUCGAUAUACAUGGUAAAAUAGGAGUGGGAGCUAGGAGGUAUGCAAGGCGCUUUUUAUGGUCCGCCUGAUAAGCUCCCAUAAGGCUUGCAGAGUACUAGUAAGUAGUAGUAAUAUAUAUAGACUUAAGAAUGGAACUUGCAGUUGGGUGAAGUUUUUUGCAUCAUUUCCCAACUGCAGCUUAUUAAUGGAAACAUUUGAACUUUUCGGCUUUA
Messenger RNA from Lycium barbarum (goji berry), 1483 nucleotides. Its product is annotated as probable trehalose-phosphate phosphatase 2. The transcript is spliced from 9 exons. NCBI's taxonomy places the organism in Eukaryota, Viridiplantae, Streptophyta, Magnoliopsida, Solanales, Solanaceae. The coding region runs from base 131 to 1186 and encodes 351 amino acids. Gene Ontology annotation, molecular function: trehalose-phosphatase activity. The record is from RefSeq and is a predicted model, not a curated record. Gene Ontology annotation, biological process: trehalose biosynthetic process.